GAACGAGAACAAAUUUAGAAAGACCUUCGUUGUGCUGUGCGAGAUUUUAUUUCGUUAGCUUGAAGAAUUUCGUGUGAAGUUGUUUUUAAAUUUUGAAGUUGAUAUUUUUUUCUGGAAAUUUGUUUGCGUUUUUACGUUUUUCGAGUUGAUUUUUAUCGCAAUCAAUUUGAAGUGCACAAAUUAUAUGCAUGCAACUAAUUGAAUCUCCUCAUCCUACUCUCGGGACUCUCCUCUUGCUCCCACCACCACCUUAACGCUUCGUCACCACCCACUUCCAGUCGCAGAAUGUGAAUAUUAUGAGCAAUUAAUUUAUUCUCUUUCACGUUGUCGUGUUAACUAAUUCAUCAUUGAAGCUAAUCUAGAAUUUGGUCGAUUUGAAUUUGACUGACGACAGACAACAAACAUUCUUUUGUUGUCAUCGUUGUUGCUGUCGCUAGGCUGGCGCUUUGCUGCCCCGGGUGUUGAUUGAGUCGUUAGUCAAGUGAUGAGGUACAUUUCUGAUUGUGCUUGUUUACACUUCUUAUAAAUAGAUAAUCAUAAAUAGAGAACCAUAAGAAACGCGAUGUCGCGACCUUCUCGCAAAGAUAUCAAAAUGAGUAAGGCUCCAGGACCAACUCCACCCCAGUACACAUACGUGCCACCGCCAUCGGCCCCUCCAAGCUAUCAGGAAGCCAUUGGCGGAGUGAAGCCCACAAGUCCCUUCACUCCAAUCGUCCAUCCAGUAACGAACACAACAAUUCUGACGACAGUUGUCCCGAUUGGCCGCUCUGCCACGCACAUGAUCUGUCCAACAUGUAAUGCAGAGAUCGAAACGACAACCCGCACCGAGCCGGGUAUGAUUGCAUAUCUCUCUGGAUUUGUUAUUGCACUUUUAGGUUGCUGGUUUGGAUGCUGUCUCAUUCCAUGCUGCAUUGACGAAUGUAUGGACGUACAUCACACUUGUCCCAAUUGCAAAGCCUAUCUUGGACGCAAUCGACGAUAAGCAUUUUUUGUUCUCUGGCUUUAAACACCAACGAAUAGAAGAAGAAGAAGAAGAAGCUGACGCCAUCAUCACGGUCUAAGGAACCAAACAUUUCCAAUUUAAUUUUUUGAUUGUUUUUUUUGUUUUAUUAUAUUUUGUUUAUAUAAUUUAAUUUGUCCCUUUCUUUUUCUCUCUAUCUCUCUCUUUUGUAAUUAAUUAAUUUAUUAUUAAAAACCAAACAAAAACAACUUUUUCCAACGACAGCUACCGAAACGACGACGACGAAUCUUUUAUGUUUUAAACAACCAAAAUAAAUCUCAAAUAAAGCUCAAAAAUAUAUUAGUGUCAAGCUUUAUAACACUUUUUUUGUAUACAAACAAUUGCACAAUAAAAUAUUGUUUAUGUUUACUUUUCUCUCUCUCUUUUUGUAGUACAAUAAAAUAAUUUGUAUCCUUUUUUUGUACACAUUGUUUUUCCUCAAAAAAAUGCACUGAUUUUGUGAAUCAUUAAAUCCAUUAAAGUAAACUUAUAGCAACAUAAACAAAUAUUUAAAAAAAUAAAAUACCUUAUGUAGUGCUUUUUUAUUAAAACUAAAAACUAAACAAUUUUUUUACUUAACAAAUUUAAAUAAAAAUAUGUACCAUCAAGACACACACUUUUUGGAUAAUGUGCCUUGAAAAAAUAUAUCACCUCUUUAUUGUUUUUUUCUUUCUUAUUUUUAUUUAUAUUUCAUUCAAAUUACUAUUUGACAAAAAAAGAACUUUUUUAAAUCUAUAAAAACAACUUUGUAUCAAAUAUUUGUAUGUACAAGAUCGUAAAAUAAAAUAAAUUCUUAUACAAAAC
Messenger RNA from Eupeodes corollae, 1804 nucleotides. RefSeq names its product cell death-inducing p53-target protein 1. The record is from RefSeq and is a predicted model, not a curated record. Lineage: Eukaryota; Metazoa; Arthropoda; Insecta; Diptera; Syrphidae. The transcript is spliced from 3 exons. Bases 563 to 982 code for a protein of 139 amino acids. Gene Ontology annotation, molecular function: zinc ion binding.